CGCUUCCUGACGUUUUUCGACCUUCUAGAAGCUGACACCGAUCUGCUCCGUUGGUGAGGCUGAAAUAUGUUUAAUCGCUCUCGGUAUAACGACGACGAGCGAGCAGAAGAGCCAACAUGAAAAUCGUCCCGACCACGUACAGUCGGGAAUGAAGAUUGCACAACACCCGGAGGCGACAGUAACGAGGCGGCCUGCGUUAGAUAGCUCCUUGAUUCUCCUAACGGCUGAGAAAGUCCAGGGCUGUUAUACGCUGUUCUCGGGUCUCUCGGCCGUUCCCGCCGAUCAGGAAACAUAUUGCAGAGCAAAAAAAACCGACACGUGUUCGAAGUUUAAAGUUCAAUGUUUCCCAUGUUGCGCAUGUGCACUUAUUUGCUGUGCAUUAGAUAGAGUAGUAUGGCUAGCUCGUGGAUACUCCAGGCUGUACAGAGUGUAAUAUCGGAUAUUGACUCUAUUACGAGUGAUUCUAAUUUAUCUAUUGAUCGGGCACAAGCAUUGGAGUGGAGGGUGGAGCUCGUGUACAGGGAUCUAGUGGCGAAAGAGAUUGAUGGCGAGUUAGCGAUCGCCGAACAACGGGCCAUGCCAUUCAUUGCUCAUGCGUUCUUCUGUCUUAGAGAACUUGUUGAAAACAUGGAGCUGCUUCCACCUACUUUAGUUCAACCCCUCCAUGUCAUUGAUGGUUCAGUUGGAAGGCCUUACUACAAUAUAUCAUACCAUCAACUGGACACACUUAUAUCCAUGCACUUCAGUGUACCUCAGAUAGCUCAAGUAUUUGGUGUUUCGGUGAGCACCAUAAGGAGGAGAAUGACUGAAUUCAAUCUGUCAGUUCGUAGCACUUAUUCAAGAAUAACUGAUACAGAGUUGGAUGCAAUUGUCCAAGUGCAAUUUUCAGGGUGGGGGAAUCGUCAUGUGUAUGGCAGUCUAAUUUCAAUGGGAAUCAGGGUUCCAUUACAGCGGGUACGGGAAUCACAACGACGUGUUGACCCUGAGGGCUCUAUACUGCGUCGUUUGCACCGAACACAUAGGCGGAGAUAUGCUGUUCAGGGCCCUCAACACCUCUGGCACAUAGAUGGAAACCACAAACUAAUAAGGUGGAAAAUGAUCAUCCAUGGAGGCAUAGAUGGCUAUAGCCGUUUAGUCUUAUACCUACACUGUGCCAACAAUAAUCUGGCCAAUACAGUACUCAGGGUUUUUGAGGGUGCUGUUCAUACCUAUGGUCUCCCAAGUCGUGUCCGCGGAGACCGUGGAGGUGAAAAUGUUGCCGUGGCAGACUACAUGAUUGUGCACCGUGGUGAAGGAAGGGGGAGUUUUCUCUGUGGACGAAGUGUCCACAACCAGCGUAUAGAGCGGUUAUGGCGUGACGUCUUCAGUGGAUGCACCAUGCUCUACUACCAGCUUUUUUCGUAUUUGGAAGAUAACAACAUCCUUGAUGUCGACAAUGAAAUCCACCUUUUUUGCCUGCAUUAUGUAUUUUUGCCCCGUGUUAAUCGAAGUCUUCAACAAUUCAUACAGAUGUGGAACAAUCACCCUCUUGGGACCGAACGUAAUAUGUCUCCUACCCAGCUGUGGAUGACAGGAGAGCACCCAGAUGAUGUUGAAUUAACUCUACAGGAUCAAUCGUGGUAUGGACUGGAUUGGGAUGGACCACUUCCUCCCAUGCCUGGGGAUUCAGUCGUUGAAGUUUCACCUCCAUUGAUUUCUCUCAGCCAGAGUACUUAUGAUGAGCUAACUCGCCAGAUCAAUCCCCUCUUGGACUGUGCAGACUAUGGUGUUCAAUUGUUUGUAAAUUGUUUGUCUUUCAUAGAAUCCAGAAUCUGACUUUAUUAAAAUCUGAUUACAUAAUAAUGCGUAAUUGGCAGUGGAAACUAAACUAACAUCCACAAGACCAUACACCUGCAUGAAAAUAGCAUGCCUGAAUGAAGGUAGCAUACCUGAAUGAGAUAGCAUACCUGAAUGAGGGGACCAUACCUGAAUGAGUGAGGGGUCCAUACCU
Geodia barretti is the source of this 1990-nucleotide messenger RNA. NCBI's taxonomy places the organism in Eukaryota, Metazoa, Porifera, Demospongiae, Tetractinellida, Geodiidae. The record is from the annotation of a GenBank genome assembly.